GCGGAAUUCUCCACGUGUGGAAGAUCAGUCCCCUUUGCUGACUCGUUCAUUAAGGCGGUGCUCUGGUACCUCCGGACCCUCCGCUGGGUGCAGACUGCUAUCUCCGCAGCUGCAGGAGACCGCGGAGCCGACUUUUUCGCCCCCCAGUCUCCUGUUGAAAGUGGUGGCAGCACGUUCCAGGGAUGUAUAUGCAGGUGGAGACACGCACCAGCUCCUGCCUCCAUCUGAAGAAGGCUCCAGGCAUCAGGUCCUGGUCCCUGCUGGUUGGAAUCUUGUCGAUUGGUCUGGCUGCCGCCUACUACAGUGGAGAUAGUCUGGGCUGGAAGCUCUUCUAUGUCACGGGCUGUCUAUUCGUGGCCGUGCAGAACCUGGAGGACUGGGAGGAAGCCGUCUUCAAUAAGAACACUGGGAAGGUCGUGCUGAAGACGUUCAGCUUGUACAGGAAGCUGCUGACUCUCUGCAGAGCAGGCCAUGACCAAGUGGUGGUCCUGCUCAGUGACAUCCGGGACGUGAAUGUGGAGGAGGAGAAGGUCCGAUACUUCGGGAAGGGCUAUGUGGUGGUGCUUCGGUUUGCCACGGGCUUCUCCCACCCCCUCACCCAGAGUGCUGUCAUGGGCCACCGCAGUGACGUGGAAGCCAUCGCCAAGCUCAUCACUGCUUUCCUGGAGCUGCACCGCCUUGAGAGUCCUGUGGAGCUGUCUCAGAGCAGUGACAGUGAGGCCGAGGGCCCCGGGAACCAGAGCUGACCUCCGUGGACCCCCUGCCUUGAUUCUCGUGGGGCCCCAACAGGAUUGAUGGGCUGCCUGCAAGUCUUCCUCCUCAGCUCCCGGCUGUGUCCCUGGCAGCCCCGGGGCAGGACCCUCAGCCGUUCCUGCUGCUUGCUUCUGUUCUCUGAGCAAAUCCACAGUGGGACCUUCUCUGCAGGCUCUGAGGGGUCCAGGGAGGGCACGGGCCUCAGAUCUGCCCCUUCCUGGAAUCAGAUAGCCUGCUGAGGCAGCAGCCCGGUGUGGACAGGCCAGACCUGCUAGCCGUGUGGCACUCAGGCCUCUGAAAUGGGAAGGAAGGACACGCAGGGUCCCAGGGUGUGAGGCCCAGGGCUGAGCUCUCUGGAUUGGGAGGUUUGCCAGGACCAGGUCCUGCAGGUUGCGGAGAGGUUCCAGCAGGCCAGUGCAGGGCCAGCAGCCGGGUCAGGCUCUGAGGGUGCUGCUUCGCACGUCGUCCCCAGGAAUCCCAUCUCCUGCCCUGCUCCCCACGCCCGUCCCUCCCCUCAGCCGGACGUCCUCAGUGCUUGGAAGUGAGGUGCCUGCCUGCAAGCUGCCAUGGCUCAGCGUGGAUGCCAAAGGGCGCCCUGGUUGGUGUGCUGCAGCCACUGCUGAGGCCUCCACAGUCCCCAGACUGCUGUCCACUCAGAUGGCUCAUCUCGAGUCCAACCAGGAUUGCAGCUGGGCCCUCACAGGGAGGAUGACUUCCAGUCGCUGCCCCUAGCAUAGACAGAGGUUUUCUCUUCUAGCUUCGUGAAGCAUUUAAAAACCUGGACCCACCCCUUAGAACCCAAAUUCCCAGCUUCUCUUGAACCCUGGCGGCUGGGCCUAUUUGUGUGGGGCCAGGCUCAUGGCUGCUGCUCAGCAGGGCCUGGGCAGCUGGUUGCAGCCACCCGCGUGGAAUCUGGGGGCCAGCCACACUGACCCUCACCUGCACUAUUGGUUUUCUCCUGCCUUCUCUGCACCCAGGUCCCUCUGGGGUGCAGCACCUCUGAGUGGGGGAGCCUGUGAGGCUGUGCACCUGGGAACGGCUAGGUAGACCUGGGGUUCUGGGGCUGCCUGAGUGAGAGACAGCAACCUCCAGGGAACUCCAGAGAAAUGAGAUCCUCUCCCCUUCUCAGUGGUGGCCGCCAUCCAGCCCUUAGUUUGGACACACGGUCAUUUAAACAUGCCAAAGUUGUUUGUAAAUCGUUAAGUGUGAAAUGCUUUUUUCUUAAAAAGUGUGAAACAGUGUAACUGGUUUCUGGUGUGUUUGCCUCUGGGCUGGAGGAGGCUCCAAAAUCAGAGGGAGAGUGGCCAGCUCCCUUCCCCCCAGAACUAGGUUGAGACAGGAGGGUCUCCAGACCAUCACGAGGGCCUCCCUGCAAGCAGUCGGGGCCAGGGUAGUAAUUAAGUCUUUCAAAUUUCUAGUAGCAUGAUUUUUGGCUUCCACUCUCCUUUUUAUUUCAAAAUAAUUAAAGUUCUAAUGCUGAUCACUGCA
This is a messenger RNA of Hippopotamus amphibius kiboko, 2241 nucleotides long. RefSeq names its product cytochrome b-245 chaperone 1. NCBI's taxonomy places the organism in Eukaryota, Metazoa, Chordata, Mammalia, Artiodactyla, Hippopotamidae. The record is from RefSeq and is a predicted model, not a curated record. The coding region runs from base 183 to 746 and encodes 187 amino acids. The transcript has 7 exons.